AUGGAGGUUCCCUUCGAUGGCCAGCCUGAAUACACUGACGUUCUCGUCGUCGGGGCGGGUCCCUCCGGCCUUAUGUGCGCGCUUGCUCUGGCAAGAUACGGCGUAGACACCAUGAUCGUCGAGCGACGAGAAUACGGUCAGAUCUACGGUAACGCGGAUGUCAUACAGCCGGGUACCAUCGAGUUGUGGGAGAGCCUCGGAUUGAGAGAGGGUCUGAUGAGAGAGGGCACUCCGAUUCUGGCAUACGCCAGCUGGUCCGUAGAUGAGGAUAGCGGGGAACUCGAGCGCCAGCCGCAAGGCCCGAACGUCUCACUUCGCGAUUGCAGGUACCCCUACGAGAUUGCGCUGCCCAUCGAGAACAUCGAAGGGUUGCUACGCGACGACGCGGCGAAGUACCGCCUCCAGGUCGAGCAACCAUGGAUACCCACAGACUUGGUCAUCCUUCCGGAAGAGGUCGGCAAGCCGAACGCCUAUACAGUCAGGGUCAUACUCGAGCGCCCGGCCGACAGUAAGUGGACUCAGCGGAAGCGUACCAUCUACGCCAAGUACGUAGUCGGAUGUGACGGCGCUCGGUCAUGGGUGCGCGAGAAGGUGGGCAUCAAGUUGGAGAGGAGAGAACGAGAUGAUCAGGCUGUAAACUGGGGUGUCCUGACGUUCACGCCUGAGACUGAUUUCCCCGACACGAUGGUCAAGGCUGUCAUCUCAACGCCAGAUCGCGGAAUGAUAUUCUGGAUUCCGCGCCCAGACAGCAAGGCACGUCUCUAUGUCCCGCUGUCAAGUAAGGUAGACACCCGGACAACCUCGCGCGCCGCGUUUCUUGAUGCAAUAUCGAACGUGGUUGACCACGUCUUCCGCCCGUACACCCUCAAGAUCAAGGACUGCGACUGGAUUAGCACAUACAAAGUUAUCCAAGCCGUUGCAUCGUCCUUCUCCGCUAAGAACCGCGUCUUCAUCGCUGGCGAUGCUGGACACACGCACUCUGCAAAAACUGGACAGGGAGCCAACGCCGCUAUGAAAGAUAGCUUCAACCUUGCGUGGAAGCUCGCCUUCGUUAUCCGCGGUUGGGCUAAGCCGACGUUGCUCGUCACAUACGAAGCCGAACGUAAAAAGUACGCCAGCGACCUCAUUGCCAUCGACCGAGACAUCGCCACGGCUAUCAGCCAUGGACGAAAUAAUGCUCGAUUCUACAAAAAAAUCUGGGAGGAGAGGAAUCGUUUCAUCACCGGCGUGGGUGUCUGCUACCACUCGCCCCUCACACCCGUCGAGAAGCCCUCGCCGCUAGCGCCCAGAUUGACGCCGGGAGAGCGCCUUCCGCCGGCCGCCAUCCUGCGCCUUUCCGACUGGCGCCCGCGCAACACGCACGACUUGCUCCAAGCCGACUGCACUUUCAAGCUUCUUCUCUUCCCUGGCGAGAUGCGCUACUCUGUGACCAUGGUCGACUCUUUCGUCUCCACGCUGUUCAAAGAGCUAAGGUCUUGGACUGCGCCGGAGCGGGAGGUCCUCAAACUAUUCGCCAUCUUCUCGGAUCUGAAGCUUUGGUCGCACUGGACGGAGGCGCCGGAAUCCGUUCGCGACCCCAUGAGCGUCUAUGUCGACGACUCAAUGGUGCCCGACGUUGCGGACAUGGAGUUGUCUACCACCGGGGUCUACAGCUUAUACGACAUCCAGCCGGAGGGCUGUGCGGUGCUCAUCCGUCCCGACGCCCACAUCUCCCUUGUUAGUCCCAUCAACGUCUUGGGCGCGCAAGAAAUUGCUCGUUUCCUCGUCCGCCUUUGA
Messenger RNA from Peniophora sp. CBMAI 1063, 1776 nucleotides. NCBI's taxonomy places the organism in Eukaryota, Fungi, Basidiomycota, Agaricomycetes, Russulales, Peniophoraceae. The record is from the annotation of a GenBank genome assembly.